Molecule: messenger RNA, 621 nt
Organism: Drosophila erecta
Lineage: Eukaryota; Metazoa; Arthropoda; Insecta; Diptera; Drosophilidae
Product: huntingtin-interacting protein K
Exons: 4
Coding region: 124-498 (124 amino acids)
Biological process (GO): negative regulation of apoptotic process; protein stabilization
Source: RefSeq, a predicted model, not a curated record
GAUUAAAAAUUAAAAUAAGUGAAUUGCGUUAUCGCUAGUAGUCCAUCUCUAAUCGCACGAGGUGAACAAAUCGCAAAAAUUUCAGAACGUUUAUUAAAUAAAACAUACAAAAAGGGAAAAAAAAUGACGGAAGCAGAGGAAAUCAACGGCAGAGAAGAAGUGGAGGAUGACGAGCAGGAUCAAAAGCAAAAGAAAUCCGACGUGAAACGACAUGACGACGGCGCCGCAGACCUGGAACGUGUUACGGAUUAUGCCGAGGAAAAGGAGAUAUCUGCGGCCAACAUAUCCAGCGCUGUGGAACAGUUUGGCAACCAGCGAAACAAGGAGAACGAACUGCGAGUAGCCAAGGAAAAGGAGCUCCAGAAGGUCCAAGUCAAGAAAGAGGACAUUGAACUGAUUAUGAACGAGCUGCUGGUUAGCAAGGCGCACGCCGAGAAGGUGCUCCGCGAGCAGAGCGGCGACGUGGUGGCCGCCUUGGAAGCCAUCAUCAGCAACUGAGCUGAGGUGCUCGGGGAACCUGGACUAAUCGCCGUCUGUUUCUUUUACGUAGCGUAACACUGCUUUAUUUGUACAUUUAUAAACUCUAGCGAAGAAAACAAAACAAAACUUAAGCCCACAAGA